GAAACUGUCGACAGUUGUCAAAUAUGUAGGAGUGUUUCAAAAUAUUUCUGUCUCUGUAAUCUGUGUUUCUAAACAAAUCAUGUUCCGAAUGGAAUAGGGUUUGUUGAGGAUGUAAUAUUCAAUAAAAGAUAAAAUUUAAUUGAAAAUGUCAGUUUGGUUCAUCAAAAAAGCAUUCAACAUCAAAAAUGAAUGGAUUAGAGAAAGAACUGGUUGAUAGAAGACCCUUGGUUACAUGUGCUGGAGAGCUAGAAGUGUUCUCUCCCAUCGAAGAUAAUUUAUUGCAAUCUUUACCCAAAGAUUCUGCAGAAUGGAAACGCACCUUAGGAAGACCUGUAAGAUCAGUCCAUAUUGGUGCCAAUUUUGUACCUUUCAGUUCUGUUGGCCUACCUAAAGGCUCUCAGUGGGAUUUGAUACGUCAGCCUCUAUUCCAUAUCUAUUGGACUGAAUGUAAUGAUGUAGACUUAUAUAAGUCCACAUUGAAAGAAGAUAUUGAAGGCUGGUUAAAGGAACUGACUUCUAGAGAUAUUCAAGAUUGGUUGAUAGUUGUGGUAGAAAACUAUGAUGGUAAAAGAGCUAAUAAAUUGUUACCCAGAACAACAGUGUUAGAUAAAAUAAGAGCUGAUUUUGCUGUCAAGCAAGGAGAUCGAUGUAUUUCGGUGAUAAAUCCUGGAAAAUCGGAUACAACUGAGUCAUGGAAAGGUUUAAUAAAUCGUAUUCGUCAUCUGCUUCUUGUCGCUUAUUCAAAAGCUGUAUCACGAUUGGAAGAUCAUGUGAGGCAGCAAAGGGAGAAGAGAAAUGAACCAGGUUGGAAAUUUAUGAACUAUUUUCAUCUACAGGAGGAAUUAGCUCAAGUUUUGGAAAUGCUAGGACUUUAUGAUGAAGCUUUGGUUCAAUUCGAUGAAUUGGAUGCCCUAUUUUCUCAGUUUGUUGUCAAUGGAGUGACUUGUGAAUCAGUAGCUUGGUUGAGUGAUUUCCAAACUCCAUUGGAAAGAUGGCAUGCUUUGAAGUUAGGGCCUUCUCAACUAAUAAAAAAUCCUUCUAUUUUAGAACUCAGAGCUUACCUAUUUGCCAACCAGGCACAUAUGCUUUUGUUGACUGAUAAAGUGUGGCAGAUGGCCUAUAGAUGCUUACCUUUUUUGCAUACUUGUACUAGAGAAUUAUCGAUAUUAGAAAUUUCUUCACCACCAGGUGCUCUGGAUUGUUGGCUUUUCUUAGCUGCAAUGGAAGUUCUGCAGACUUGUGAUAAAUUUAAUCAUGCCGGUGAGGUGGAAGCAUAUUCCAAGCAUACUGCACCAUUAUGGGCUUACGCUAGUCAAAAGUUGAAAGCUUUGGGUGAAUUGUGUGGACUCCUGCCAGGAAGUACACCAACAUCUGAACAACUUCAUAUUGUUGUUGGUUUAUCAGCUGGCAUGGGAGAUAAUCCUGGAACACCCAUUGCACCUUCACCAACCGAUAAAUUGAAAGAGGCUCUGUGCUCUCAAGAAGCAUUCAAUAAAACGUAUUUGGAACUAGCAGAAUUGGCAAUGGGUACAUACAAGCACACUGGAAGAGCCAGAUCUGCCAGACUUGUUGGCAGGGAAGUAGCAGCCUUUUAUUUGCUGCUAGGGGAGACUCAGAAAGCUGCGGCAUUUUUGAGUGAUGCCUCAAGACUUUUUAGGCAAGAUGGUUGGAAUGAAGUUGCAGCUGAAACUGAAAAAGAACUGGCAGAUUGUUACAAACAGGCGAAGGAUUGGAGAAAGUUCAUCAGAAGCUGUACUCAUGUAUCGUCAGCAGUGGAUUUAGAUACUUUAGUUAGAUGGACUUACUUUGAUGAUAUGCGCAAAUACCUUGACAAGUUAGAUAAACCCUUAGUUGUGCCUUUCAGUGAUAUUAUUAAAAUAAUAAGCAUUAGUGUAAAAAAUUUAGGAAUAAUAAUGCAAGACAGUAAUAUUGAAUUGGAGUGUGUGGUAGAGUCUAAUUUUCCCAGAGAGAUAUUAUGUUCAAAUAUAUUAGUUUCAUUAGAGAGCGAACCAAGUAAGAGGACUGAGAAAUAUUGCAAGGGAAGGAGCCUUAAGGAAAAAGAUUUGAGGGAUACAGAUGUAGGUUUGAGGAAAUUGAAGAUACAAAGACAUCUGGAUUAUAAGCAAGAUAAACAGUUAUCAAGUGUUAGUGUUGUAUGUAAAUUAAAUGAGCUGAAAAGAAAGGAUAGUUGCCCACCUCCCCAUAGUGAUUUUCGAAGGUGCUUUGAUUCUGUCAAGUUGCCUUUUUUACUAACACCCGGAACAAAUCUUAUGAGACUGAGCACAAAGGCUACCCAAACAGGAAAAUACCAGUUAGGACAAAUGGCUAUUCAUAUUGGACAACUCCAACUCAUUUCGGAACCAAUAAUUCCAAGGCUUGCAUUAGAAGUUGAGGAAGAAGGACCUGCUUUGAGACUGUAUAAGAAUCCCGCACCUUUAUUAUCUGGCAUAGAGCAAACCAUGAAUUUAAUAUUGACAGUCGGCAGUUAUUCUGUUGAUCCUAAUCUUAAAAUAAAGCUUACCUCUUCUCGUGGUCUCACUCUACAAAUAAGUCAUGAUGCUCCUUUGACAAACAGCUGCGAAUUCCAAGUAGGCCAUCAAGAAAUAUUCUCAAGUGUUCGAAGAAAGCUUAGAGUGAUGGCAGACAUGCUUUCCAAAGAUCACCAAGUUUCCAUAAUAUGCCCGUGGAAUCCUAAGCCAAUAGUGGUUAGCUUAAGUUUUACUCCACCACUGACGAGCAGUUGGAAAUUACUCACAGUCAAAUUCAGAAAGUUUGUACAAAUUAGUGUAACGGGACAAUGUCAGACUGAUAUUAGCAUAGAGAAUCCUAGGUUGACCAUUAAACAAGGAUGCCAAAUUGUGGAUAAGAAUGAUAAACUUGAGACUCUACAAUAUGGACAUACGUAUUUAUUGAUAUGGGAGAUUAUCUUGGAUCCUAAUCUGAAAGGAGAAGGUCUAAAUGCUGAAUUCAACAUCACUUAUAGAAUAAAGCAAGUAGAUAUGGAACCAAAAUUAUACCAAUACUUUUUUGAUAUUACAGAUUACGAGACUUUAUACAUCUUAGAUGCAAACUUGGAACCUGCCAAAGGAAACGAGUUCUGUCGAGUUGGUUUUCUCUGUCAUCUCAAUCUUACUAUAAGGAAUGUGAGAAGUUCUCUAGACAAUAACGUAAAAACCAAAUCUAUUAUGUACGAGGUGCUUGCGGAACAGAGUGUUUGGGCUGUUUGCGGAAGGACAGCAGGCGUAGUCAGCUUUGAGUCCAAUGUUGAGCCUGAAGUGAUAGUUUUGGAUAUUAUGCCUUUGACAGCAGGAUAUUUACCGUUACCUCUUGUUAGAAUAUCGAAAUAUAUACCUGCAGAAGGACACUCAGGGAAAAAUGAAACUCAUCCGAGAUUAGAACCUUUUAGUGCUGGGCAAGUUUAUAAUGCUACAAAAGGUAAACAGGUACAUGUUAUUGCCUCUCCAAGUGACAAUAACUCGUGAAGA
Coccinella septempunctata (seven-spotted ladybird) is the source of this 3485-nucleotide messenger RNA. It is a transcript of the gene SIDL, whose product is annotated as trafficking protein particle complex subunit 10. Lineage: Eukaryota; Metazoa; Arthropoda; Insecta; Coleoptera; Coccinellidae. Gene Ontology annotation, biological process: early endosome to Golgi transport; intra-Golgi vesicle-mediated transport. The record is from RefSeq and is a predicted model, not a curated record. The coding region runs from base 186 to 3482 and encodes 1098 amino acids. Gene Ontology annotation, cellular component: TRAPPII protein complex. The transcript has 14 exons.